AGUGGCUUUGUAAUUUUGAUCAAAAGAUUACAAUAAAACAUAAUGGACAAUGUACUUUAUUAUUAUUGGAUAAUUGUGGAAGUCAUAAAAUUGAAGGUUUAGAUCUUUCAUAUCCAAUAGAUGCUGAAAUUAUUAUGUCUUUUAAAAAACAUUAUUGUAAUUAUCAUAUUCAAUGGAUUUUGGAACAAGUUGAAGCUGGUCAAUUUAUACAAGAUUUAAAAUUGAAUGUUUUGCAACAAUUCGUUUUAUUAUUUCAA
Molecule: messenger RNA, 257 nt
Organism: Diversispora eburnea
Lineage: Eukaryota; Fungi; Glomeromycota; Glomeromycetes; Diversisporales; Diversisporaceae
Source: the annotation of a GenBank genome assembly